GACGUGUGGGUUCGCUGCUUCCUCAUUGCUCCUAAACAGCCUCAGCAGCCGAGCUGACUUCAAAUAAAAUGCCUUCCAGUAAACACAGCAAACAGCGGCCGAAGACGCGGAUUAACAACCAGAACCACCACUUUGAAAUGAGAGAGGUGCCAAUCUACGACAACGCCGAUCAAAUCAGGAAUCAUCUGAGCAGCACUCAGCCAAAACCAGGAGGCCCAGAGAGCCAGACCCGUCCAGGCGCCAGAACCUGGUUCAGAUCCGCGGCUCUGUGUCUGGGAGUGCUGUGUGUCCUGCUGGUGGCCGGCAUCGUGGUCCUGUCCACCCUGUAUAUUUCUGUGCAGUCAGACAGAGGUCCAGUCGGUACCACAGACAAGCAGCUGCAGGGCACAUCCUGCCCCAACCACACUCACAACCAUGAUCUGAUCAAAGACCUGAAAGCAAAGUACCAUCAGCUCCAGGAGGAAGUAAAUAAACUGAACGUCAGCACUAAAGUCUGUAGCGACGGAUGGAGGAGGUUUGGAUGCAGCUGCUACUUCACGUCCUCUGAGGCUAAGACGUGGUCUGAAGGCAGGAGAGAGUGUACGGAAGGGAAAGGAUCAGACCUGGUGGUGAUCAACAGCAGAGAGGAGCAGGACUUUGUCUCUGGGCUGAUGGAACAUGACGAGUUCUGGAUCGGACUGAGGACGACUGGGAACAAACCCGUCUUCAAAUGGGAGUGGGUGGAUGAGUCACCGCUGACAGAAACGUUCUGGGCGGGUCUGUCCGUCCCACCCACAGAACUCUCCGUGGCAGCCUACUCUGACCGACAGGGGAAGCUCACGCAGAGUAAAUAUGAUGGUGGUGGUGCUAAACGGUUCAUCUGUGAGAAGUAGCUCUGUUCAGUGUCACUGCUUCACGUGUUCCUCAAAAGAAUCUUUGUGGAUUCGAGGACAAUGAGCUUCAGCUCCAUGUGUAACAGAAUAAACUACAUUGUCUCAUUUGC
Molecule: messenger RNA, 982 nt
Organism: Betta splendens (Siamese fighting fish)
Lineage: Eukaryota; Metazoa; Chordata; Actinopteri; Anabantiformes; Osphronemidae
Product: C-type lectin domain family 12 member B-like
Exons: 7
Coding region: 69-872 (267 amino acids)
Source: RefSeq, a predicted model, not a curated record